Messenger RNA from Brettanomyces nanus, 1392 nucleotides. RefSeq lists its product as uncharacterized. NCBI's taxonomy places the organism in Eukaryota, Fungi, Ascomycota, Pichiomycetes, Pichiales, Pichiaceae. The transcript has a single exon. Gene Ontology annotation, biological process: maturation of 5S rRNA; mRNA cis splicing, via spliceosome. The record is from RefSeq and is a predicted model, not a curated record. Gene Ontology annotation, cellular component: U4/U6 x U5 tri-snRNP complex. The coding region runs from base 1 to 1392 and encodes 463 amino acids.
AUGCGUAUUUCACUUAGUGUAGAGGAAACAAACAAGCUUCGAGCUCAGGUGGGUCUCUGUCCUAUUCCUGUUGAAGGGGAGAAGUUGGAAAUUCAGUAUGAAUCUCAGAAACCAUUGGCUGUUAACAUGAGAAAAGACGAAGAUGGAUGCUAUUCGAUAUCAGUUGAAGAAACCAAUAAAUUGAGGGAGCAGAUUGGUCUUGGGCUUAUUUCUAUUGGAGGAUAUCUGACGGAAAAUGUUGGCGGAAAGGAAUCCGAAUCUGGUAAGAAAGCUGGUAGACUUCGAGCCAAUUUGCUUAAGGCUAAGAAUGAAUUAAAGAAGGAGAAAUAUUUAUCAAGAGGAGGUAUUUUAGAUAGAAUUGGUGAUGACAAAGAUGAGCAUGAUUGGUUAACGAGAUUGGGAGAAAGGGAGAAGGGAAAGGGGAAAAAGAAGUUAAGAUUUAAAGGGAAGAGUAAGAAGGAAGAGACUGCUGACGAACUCAGUUUUGCUCAUAAUGAUGAGAAGGGUGAAGUGAUUCUAACAUUGAAAGAUAAAUUGAUUAAUGGUGAAUCUGCUGAUGAAGAUGAAUUAGAGAACAUUGAAAUGGUUGAGAAGGAAAGGAUUCGAGAAGCGAUGAAAAAUCGGACUCAAGGAAGGAUGAUUGAUCUAGAAGAUGAAGAAGAUGGGUCGUCUAAUAUGGGUGGUAAAAAGGUCAAUCAGGAGUCGAAUUCCAAGAGAAAAUUGAUUGUUUUGAAGGAUGAUAGUGAUGAUAAUGAAGAUAGUAGUGGGAUUAUAAAGAGAUCUGAUUUCAAGAGAAUAAAAAGAGUUAGGGAAGAUGGUAAUAAGUUUAAACGAACUGACAGAUUUACAGUAGAUAAAGAAGCAUUCAAGAAGAUUCGGAUCGUCAAUGAGGAUAUGGAGAAAGAGGAUAACCUAGAGUUGAACAGUUUUAUGUCUGCGACGAGAAAGCGCAGGCUUGAAAAGAGGCUUGAAAGCAGACGUAAGGAGAUUUCAGCCGAAGAAUCGAACGUCGAAUUGAUCAAGAACAGUCUGGUCAUUGAUGAGGAUGCAGAUUUCUUAGACAGGUUGGAUAGCAUUAAUAAGGGAGGAGAAGUUGAACUAAAGGAUCGUACUCAAUCAAGGAACUCUACUUCUGAAGACUCGAAGGGCUUUUCUUCUGCUGUUCUUGAACGAGUCUCUACAAUUCUAGAUGACUCGUCAAGCAAUUCCCAGUCUAUGGGGGUAUCUUCAGUGCUAAAGCUUCUUAAAAACGAAGAGCAGGCUUCUGGAAAGCCUAAGGACCCCUCCAACGGUAUAUCUUUGGUUUACACCGACGACAAAGGUAAGGUGUUAUCCACAAAGGAAGCCUAUAAGUAUCUAUCUCACAAGUUUCAUGGUUAUAGAAAGCAUUAG